Messenger RNA from Coregonus clupeaformis (lake whitefish), 853 nucleotides. Its product is annotated as protein phosphatase 1 regulatory subunit 14C. The record is from RefSeq and is a predicted model, not a curated record. Gene Ontology annotation, cellular component: cytoplasm. Bases 49 to 414 code for a protein of 121 amino acids. The transcript has 4 exons. Gene Ontology annotation, biological process: regulation of phosphorylation. NCBI's taxonomy places the organism in Eukaryota, Metazoa, Chordata, Actinopteri, Salmoniformes, Salmonidae. Gene Ontology annotation, molecular function: protein serine/threonine phosphatase inhibitor activity.
AGUAGCACCCUCCGUCCCUCUCUCUCACACACACACACAAACACUGCAAUGUCAGCCGCCAGCACCGAGACGAGCGCCCCGUUGCCCGCGGCCGCCAGCCGGGUGUUCUUCCAGCCACUGGCCGGGAUAGGGUGCGCUGGGUCCGGACCCAUGCCGCGGGACGACCCGGUCCAGAGGAAGCAGGGGAAAGUGACGGUGAAAUACGACAGGAAGGAGCUGCGGAAGAGACUGAUCCUGGAGGAGUGGAUCAUCGAACAACUCAGCGAUCUGUAUGACUGUGAGGAAGAGGAGAUGCCAGAGGUGGAGAUAGACAUUGAUGACCUGUUGGAAGUCAACAGUGAAGACGAGAGAGCCGUCAAACUACAGGAAUCCUUAAUGGACUGCUUUAAACCCACAGAGAUCAGUUCAGAUUAAGAUAAGGAGAGGAGACGAGGAGAGGAGACGAGGAGAGGAAGCCACAACAGACUAAGUAGAUGAACCCUCGAUCUCCUGGCGUUUGUCUUUAGGAUACUUGUGGGUUUCUCUCUCAGGAUACCGUUCGUUCAGGGCUGUAGGCUGACAUUUUAAAUUAUUUUGUAACUUCCAUGAUUACGUGAGGAAGUAUUUUGAGAAUGUCUGUUUCGGUCUGUUGGUGAGCUUUCAGUUUGCAUGUUUUACUAGCAUGAUCCGGGACACAUUUUGUUUACCCAGAAUCUUUAUAUUUAACUAAAGUAAAUGUUUCCUUUUUUUUUUAAAUAACUUAUUAGAAAGAUUAUACUGCAGGAAUGUUGUUUUGUGUACCUCCAUGCCAAGCGUCUUCAUUUGUUUUUAAAUUUUAAUGUAUGGCGUUACAAUAAAAAGACUGUUAAACCAU